Oncorhynchus nerka (sockeye salmon) is the source of this 12942-nucleotide messenger RNA. RefSeq names its product BAH and coiled-coil domain-containing protein 1. Lineage: Eukaryota; Metazoa; Chordata; Actinopteri; Salmoniformes; Salmonidae. Gene Ontology annotation, molecular function: chromatin binding. The record is from RefSeq and is a predicted model, not a curated record.
ACUCUGUUGAAUCAAUGCUCACUCCGCUGAAUCAAUGCUCACUCUGUUGAAUCAAUGCUCACUCUGUUGAAUCAAUGCUCACUCUGUUGAAUCAAUGCUCACUCCGCUGAAUCAAUGCUCCCAUUGUUUUAUGAAGUGAAAAUCAUUGCCCAGAAGUUCUUUUCCAGCAGGUUCCCCCCAUGUUUUGUGCUUUGCCAUAACUUUAACCGAAGUCUCACAUUGCCUCACAUUUAAGGGCUGUUCAAUCGCCUAUUCAUUGGAAUAUCAGAAUUAACGUGAGAAAAUGUGCCUGGAAAUCAAGGUACUUCUAGCCAUAAUCUCUUCUCUCCCUCUCCUUUCUCUCAUGGUGUCCAUUCUCUGUGUGGCUAUAGGUAGUGGUCUGAUGGGGAACUCCUCUGCCUCCUUCAUGGGUACGUUCCUGGCCAGCAGUCUGGGCUCGUCCUCCCACCCCUCUCACCCCUCCCGGCCCCCCUCCUCACCCUCUUCACCCGGAUCCUUCCGUGGUGGGCCCCACUCCAGCGCCUCUCAGAUCUGGUUCCCUCACUCACACGAAGCAGCCCCGGGGUAUCCUCGAUUCUCAGGGAGUCUCGCCCACACCUUCCUUCCCAUGAGCCACUUGGAUCACCAUGCCAACAGCGGCGUCCUCUACGGGCAGCACCGUUUCUACGACACCCAAAAAGAGAACUUCUAUCUAAGAAGCCUUCCGUCCCAGCCCCCUCUCAUCUCAGCCAAUCACGGUCUUCCGCCCAUCUCCAGGGCGGGGCCGGGACACCCUCAGGGCUCCUGCAGUCGGGACAUGGACCCAGGGGGCGGAGUCAGCCUACACAAGGGCCUGAAGGAAGGGUCCGUCGAGAGAGGGGUGGUCCCCAGCACCAAGGACAAGGAGAGGCCCAGCAGCAAACAGGAGGCCAAGGAGCGUCAGCAACACCACAGCCACCACUCCCAACCCUCACAUCCACACCACCACCACCCACACCCCGGCCACACACAGCCCCACCCCCACCAACAGCACCCCCAGUACCCCCAGCACCCGGUCUCCCUGGAGGAGGUCAAUAGCAGAGCUCUGGAGAGGCACAUGGAGCACCAACAGACCCUAGGAAUGACCAGAACCCUCAGCGCCUGCCUGCUCAAUGGAAAGAUGCAGAACGGGGGGGACUCUGGGACGGGGGGAGCCAAGGCUUCCAUGACUAGCUAUGGGGGGGAGGUGGUGGGGAGCAGGGGGGCUCAGACACAGGCCAGCCACAGACACAUGGAGGGUGGGGGGAACAUCCGCUGCACCAAGGAAGGGGUGAGCGGCGAGAUGAGGAUCAGUGAGCAGCCUUCGGACUGUCUGGAGGGGAGGGGCCAGAUGCUCCACCACGCCCUUCCCUACUCUGUGGCGCCGCCCCUGCAAAUGGGUUCAGCCGCUGGGGGAGGCCACCCCCACCUCCACCCCCACCACCACCCUCACCCGCAUCCGGGGGGGUUCCACUGCCUUCAGCUCCACCCCAGCCAUCCCCACCACCCCCACACACACCACCACCCGGACUUCUUCUGCCCGCCUCCACCUGCCCCUCUAACCAACCCCUCGCCGCACGAGAGGGGAGGGGGAGGGGGGCGAGACCCCAAAGUGACAGGGCCCACGUUCAUACCAUCUGUUGGGGGAGGACACCUGGGGGACAAGUCCAGCGGGCAACCCUUCCAGAUGGGCACCCCAACCGACUGCCAGGGGUUGGUGGGUGGGGGCGGCAGUGCCAAGGACAAGGCCAUGGAGAAGAGUAACUGGCACAGGAAACAGCAGCAGCAGCUGUACAGAAAGGCUGAGAAGACCCCGGACUGGAUGCAGCAGCAGAGUCACCACCCCCAACAACCCCAUCCCCAACAACCCCUUCCCCAGCAGCCCCAACAGCCCCAUCCCCAACAACCCCUUCCCCAGCAGCCCCAGCCCCAACAGCCCCAGCCCCAACAAACCCAGCCCCAACAGCCCCAGACCCAACAACCCCAGACCCAACAACCCCUUCCCCAGCAGCCCCAGACCCAGCAGCACCAAGCCGUGCGUUCUCGCAGCGUCGAAUGCAUCAAUAGCGUGGGAGUGGACACCACCGAUGUGUUCCGGCCCUCUCUUCCCCAGGGAGCCAAGGCCGGACACUCCCUCCCCCACUCAGUCAACACUUCCCCCUACAGAGACUGCUCCCUCCCGGGCCCCCUGCCCAACGCCUCACCCCUGGGGGGUCGAGGAGGUGCAGGCGGUGGUGCUGGAGGUGGGAGUUGUUCCUUACAGAGAGAUGGUCAGAAGGUGGCCCGUAUUCGCCACCAGCAGCACGGUGGGCCUGGCCCGGACACCCCAGCAGUAGAGCUGAACCAGAACAACAAACAGAACCAGGACCUGAACAGGAAGCUGGAGAUGUCCCCGUACGGCUACAGCAACAGUGGGCAGGGACAGCAGCAUCACCCCCAGCAGCCCCCGGUUCCUCCCUGGGCCAUGAGGCCUCACCACGUCCACCCUGCAGAGGAGGAGCAGCAGCGGAAGGCCUACAUGGAGUCUCUCAGUGGUGGCAGACAACAGCCCCAGCAACAACCAGGGCAAAGUAUGGGCCUCCCUCCUCAUCCUUCUCCCCAGCCCCAGCCACCUCCACCCCCAGCCCCUUCUCAGCAGCAGCAAGACCCCCAGGUCGCCUCACAGGCCCAGGAGGAGAGCAGUGCCAUGAAGAGCCUGCUGAAGUACAGCACCCAGCAGCCCCUGCUCCUCUCCCAGAAGAGUCCCUUCGGAGGCCUGGGGAGCCUCAAAUCCGCUGGUCCUGGGGGUCCUGGAGGUGGAGCCCCCGGGGUUAGCUGCACCCUGCAAGGCAGCAAACAACAACAGGCCUUGCCCACCAGGAAGGGCCCGGCCAAUGACGGCGAGCGCUCUGACUGUGGGGGGCGUGGCCGGGAGGUGGGCGAGGCAGUGGGUCACGGCGAGGGAGAGGUGCGCCAACCGCCUGUGGGCAUCGCAGUCGCCGUGGCGAGGCAGAGGGAACCGUCCUGUCGCCCGGUGGACGCCCACCCCAACAGCCGGCAGGGGCGGGUGCACCCCUCCAUGAAAGGACCUCCUCGCUCCAUGUAUCCCUCAGACCCUGCAGGAGAGGAGGAGAGGAAGAGGAUGAGUGGAGAGCGGAUGGGUCUGACCUGCCUGGACCGAGACAGAGAGGCCUACAUCAGGGAUAAUAAGGAUCCAGUGGACUUCACAAGGAUCCAUCCGUCCAACAGCUGUCACGGUGACAUCACCUCUCACCUCAUGGUGCCGGGUGGGACUUCCCUACAAUCUGGCCAAUUAGGAGACCCCUCUGCACAUGCACACACCCACUCGGCCCACCACCAUUGGCUGCCGAGCACUGGAAGUCCCUCCAUCUGGAUGACAAGCCACUCCUACGGAAUCGGCCACUCAGCCCUUCACCAGAACCUCGCCCCAGGUUUUUCUGCAGCCAUGCCAGGGUCUCUACAGCCUGUGCUGCCUCUGCCUCAGGACCCGUCUACCCAGCUGGUGGUGCUACCCACAGAGCCUGCUGCCCACCCUGUCACACAUCACCUGGAUGUGAUGGAGCAGCCUGGGCUGUGGCCCCCAGUGUACGGAGCCCGAGGGCCCUCCUCCCACAUACACCCACAACACCCCGCUGUGUACUCCCGCUCGCAGUUUCUACGGCAACAGGAGCUGUACGCUCUCCAGCAGCAUCAACAGCAUCAUCAUCUGCAGCAGCAGCAUCAACACCAACAGCAACAGAGUCACCAGUCACACCCCCAGUCACAACCCCAGUCACAACCCCAGCCACAGCCACAACCACAGCCCCAGCAGCACCACAGGACAGCACAGACCAUGGAGCUUCAACACAGACCCAACCACGCCCAGGUGCAGAAGAGACCAGAGUCAGUGGAGCUGGAGGAGCUGCUCUCUGAGCCACCAGGUUCUAAACCUUCCAAACCCUACUCCUCCUACCACAGAAACACCCCCACCCCGGGGGCCUGCACUGCUCACCUGUCCCCCUGCUGCCAGUCCCCCACCCUGCGCCCCCACCCUAAGAGCACCCCAUCCACCCCCUGCCCCGCCCCUAGCCCGGCAGCCGCCGCCCCUCGGUCUCCGGAAAUCAGUCCCUCCCCCCCACAGCUGCCAAAAGGGGCGGAGACCCAGGACAAGAGAGGAGAGGGACAGCCCCUGCAGGAUUACCCACAAUCCCUGGAGCCUGACUUGCCUCCUGGAUACACCUACCCUGCCAUCGCCAUGGGUUACAGGAGCUGCACAUCGCCCCACGAUGUCCGAUUGGCCGAGCCAGCUGACCUGGAGGCGGUCCAGGCGGAGCCUGCUGAGAAUGCUCCCCAGCCUCUCUCCAGCCUAGGGGCGGAGCUAGAGUGUCAGGCCAUGGUGAGGCCCCUCCCACUCCAGGAAGUGGAGGAGGAAGAGGAGGGGCAAAAGGAAGAGGAGGUGCAGAGAGAGGAGGUGGAAGCCAGAGAAGCAGCAGGCAGCUGUGGACCUCCAGAUCAGGAGCAUAGGGAGGAGCAGGGGGAGGAGGUGUCAGUGUGUCCUCCUGCGGAGAGCCGUGUGUGUGACACCGCCUCCUGUCCCAUCCCUAUCCCCCUCUCUGAGGAGGAGAACCACAGAGAUGACCCCACCUCCACCCUGGAGGAGCAGGAGGAGGAAAAGUGCAAGGUGGAGAGAGGACAGCAGCAGGAGGUGGGAGGAGAACAGGAGGAGCAGGACUGCACCAUCAUCGACCUGGACCCUCCCUGCCCUGCCCAGACCCACCAGGAGGCACAUACUGAGGAGGAAGAGGAGGGAGGAGAGGAGGAGAGUACUCCUAAUGAUGACAACCACUCAGUAGAGUUGGUGUGCCUCUCCCCCUCCUCUCCCUCUCUGUGCCCCAGCCAGUCUAUCAUCACCCUCUCCACCCCCCUGAAACCCAUUGUGCCUAGUUACUGGAGCCUAGAGCUGCUGAUCGCUGCAGCCUUCUGUGCCGACGUCCCUCCGUUUCCCAUGCUGGCCUCCAGCACCCUCCAGCCCCAGGCCUGUGACACCCAUCCCUGCCCCAGCCACCCCCACCACGGCAUGGAGCUGCUCAGCGAGCUGGCCGACCUGGAGCUCCAACAGCACCGACACAACACAGGAGACAGCCAAGGAGAGGAGAUGUUGAUCUUUGACCUCCAGAGUCUUGCCACCCUGGCAGCAGCCCGUGCCUUGGAGCUGGGUGCCCAGGAGGGUAGCGGGGAGGGUGCCGGGUGGCACUACCCGGCCCGCAAGACCCUCAACCUGCGCAGGAAAUACAGCUGGACACCUCGCCACGAACCGGCAUGCCCGGCCAAGGGCACCAUGGAGAGGAUGGAGGGUCCGGAGCUGGCCAUGCGGGUGAAGCUGGCAGAGCUCCAGAGGCGCUACAAAGAGAAACAGAGGGAGUUAGCCAAGCUACAGAGGAAGCAUGACCACCAGAAGGAGGAAACACCUCGCAGCCCUGCUCGUAGAGGACCGGGGCGGCCCAGGAAACGUAAAUCAACCCCCGCCGCUGGCCCAGGCUCCUCCUCUGAGACCCAGAGGAAAGUCAAGUCGUUAGGGGCGGGACUUGGCCUGUCGCCCGAGGACCUGCUGGGAGGAGGGGGUGGGGACGCCCAGAGGAAGAAGAAGAAGCUGUCCAAUCGGGGCUUUGAGCGGCUCGGCGCGGCAGAGAUAAAAGUGCAUGGCAGUAGCAGAAAGAGUGUCCUCCACGGUGUCCUCAGCUCUAAGCUGGCCCGUGACGUGGCCCAUCAGCAGCUCAGACAGCACAAGGCCCAGGGCGGGAAGAGGACUGGGAUGGAGGCGGGACCACGGGAUAAGGAGGAGGCGGCCUCUGCGGCUAGUUCUGCCCCAAAGCACCAUGGACAUCGAGGCCAGGCCACCUCCAAGGCCGAGUCCAGACGAGUCAUCAACGAGUCCGGCGGGCAGAGUGACACAGCAGCCAGUGCAGACAGCGGCAUGGCCAGGGGCUGGACGGGGACCCCGCUGAUGAUGCGUGGGGGCAGGAGGAAAGAUGGGGGAGCUCUCGGGGUCCAGGGGUCCGCACGGCUGCAGCAGCCCAGGGCCAGGGUCCUCCGAGCCAGGAGUCAGGAAGCCAUGGAGGGGGGAGAGACCUCCCCUACAGAGAGUGAAUCCUCCAACCAGGAAGACGAAGAAGAGGAAGGAAGUUAUGACAGUGACGAAGGACAAGACAUCAAAGCACAACCCUCCCGAGACGUCUCUUCAUGCUCCACUGUGACUGGUCCAUCCCCCUCGUCUGUCGUCAAGCUGGAGGCCAAUCAGAAAGCCCGGAACAAAAAAGAGAGGCAGGAACUUUACGGUAAGAAGACAGGCCUGGUGUGUGUGUGUGUGUGUGUGUGUGUGUGUGUGUGUGUGUGUGUGUGUGUGUGUGUGUGUGUGUGUGUGUGUCCAUGCAGAGAUCCACACACACACACAAGCGCACACAUGCUCACACGCACACACACACACUCGCACACUCAUUUACUCACUCACACCUCUCUUCCUGGUCACAUGUCACAGAGGAGAAGUUGCUGGUCAGGCGGUGUCCAAUCACCUCAGAGUGACGACAACACUUGCAGGGGGAGGAGGAUCCGAAACAAACAGCCCAAGGGCCGUGCAGUGAGCCGUCUACUAGAGAGCAUGGCGGCGGACGAGGGCUUUCAGAUGGAUGAGGAUGAUAGCAGCUUUUCCGAGGGGGAUGAGGACAGUAACCCAUCAUACCCUCACAACCCCAGGAAUCCACUAGCAGCUCCCAGCUGUGUCCUGACCAGACAGCUGCUGACAGAUGGACUCAGGGUGCUGAUCUCCAAGGAGGAUGAACUUCUCUACGCAGCCCGGGUCCACACACUGGAGCUGCCAGACAUCUACAGCAUUGUUAUUGAUGGGGAGAGAGGAAACCGCCCCAGAAUCUACUCACUGGAGCAACUGCUGCAGGAAGCGGUCCUGGAUGUGCGUCCAGAGACAGAGUCGGUGCUCUCUGAGGGGACGAGGGUGUGUGCCUACUGGAGCGAACGCUCUCGCUGCCUAUACCCAGGCAACAUACGCCAAGGUGGUUCAGGGGAGGAGGGGAAGCAGGGAGGUGUAAUGGUGGAGUUUGAUGACGGAGACAGGGGGAGGAUCUCCCUCCUAAACAUCCGCCUCCUCCCCCCGGGCUACCAGAUCCACUGUGCGGAGUCGUCCCCUGCCCACCUGGUGUCUAGCGGCCGGGCGGCUCGGAGGAGCUUCAGUUUGGAAAAAGCUCCCCUGAGUGAGAGAGUCUCGGAGAGACAGGCCAGCACAGAGCCUGCCAGGAGACGACCAGGGAGACCCAAAGGUUCAGGGAAGAAGAAGAACCUGUCAGACAGCACCAAUAAGAACGCAGCCCCUCUGCUCAGCUGGCCGGCUGUGGCUGUCCCCAGGAAGAGGGCCUGUGAAAAUCUGUUCCAGCUCAACGGGACUCCCAGGAAGGCCCUGAGGGGGACGAGGGAGGCACACCUGUCCCCCCUGCCCCCGGCCCCUGUCUCUACACCGACCAAGGGCCUGUUCAGCAGCAGCUCCUUCGAGGUUGACUCCUUCAGCAGCAUCGCUAACGGCUACUCCUCCUUCUGUAGCACCCAGCCCACCGGCAUGUCCCUGGGUUCCAGGACCGGGCCCUAUGUCCAGAGACGGAGGCCCGGCGAGGUGCCGCGGAGCAGCAGGAAGAGCAGUCAGGAGUUCCUGGUCAAACUGGAUCACGAGGGGGUGACUUCACCCAAGACGAAGAACAGCAAGGCCCUGUUGCUGCUGGGCGGUGGCUCUGGGUUCGGGGCCAAAGGCGUGGGCGGCCUCCCCAGGCCUGAGGCCUACUCCCACCCAGUCCUGCUGGUCAAGGACAACAGGAAGGGAGUUUCUACCUCAAGGGCUGAGCUCCUCCUUAAGGGUGCCCCUCCUCCACAGAGGAAGGCUUCUCCCUCCCUGGCUAUUGGGGAGUACGGUGUCGGCGAGCUUGGUCUCAGCUGCCAUCGGGACUGCCACAGCUCCUACUCAGACCUGGACAAUGAAGAGGAGGAGGAGAGGAGGAGGGAAGGGGGGGCUGCGCUGGCCACAGCAGCCUCUGGAGGACUGAGGACGGCGGGAAGCUUUCUCUCGCGCCUCUCCGUCUCAUCCUCUUCCUCUGGUUCCUCAAGUUCGUCCAGCUCAGGCUCCAUGUCCAGUUCCAGCCUGUGCUCCUCGGAUAACGACUCGUCCUACAGCUCGGAGGAUGAGGAGAGCUCCACGCUGCUGCUACAGAGCUGCCUGUCCUCCCACCAUGGCCUGCUGCAGUCCCCUGAGCCCCCGGCUGCAGCCGGACCCCACCAGGGCCAACAGUCCUUCGUGGCCAAGGCCGUGGCCGUAUCCAACACCAAGGCAGGAGGAGCCACCAACGACCACAGUGCCAACAACAAGCUUCUCAAAAGGAAGGAGUGUAGCAGCUCGUCCCCCUCCAAACCCCCCAGAGACCUGGUGAAGAGGCAAAGGGUUAUCCCUGGUGAUGCAGGACCAAGACCCAAGAUGAACACGUUCCUACCGGGAAGACAGAUGUGGCGGUGGUCGGGGAACCCCACUCAAAGGCGGGGGCUGAAGGGGAAGUCCAGGAAGCUGUUCUACAAGGCCAUCGUACGGGGAAGGGACACGGUGCGAGUGGGCGACUGUGCCAUGUUCCUCUCUGCCGGCCGGCCCCACCUACCCUACGUGGGCCGCAUCGAGAACUUCUGGGAAUCCUGGAGCGCCAACAUGGUGGUGAAGGUCAAGUGGUUCUACCACCCAGAGGAGACCAAGUUGGGCCAGAGGCACCGCGACAGCAAGCACGCUCUGUAUCAGUCGUGCCACGAGGACGAGAAUGACGUCCAGACAAUCUCCCACAAGUGCCAGGUGGUGAGCCGCGAGGAGUAUGAGCACAUGGCCCGCGGCCAGAAACCCAGCAGCAGCGUGACCACCCAAGGCCUGUACUAUCUGGCUGGCACCUAUGACCCCACCAGCGGUCAACUGCUCACUGCUGAGGGGGUGGCCAUCGUCUGCUGAGCUGAGGACAUCUUGUCCUAAGGAUACUACUGAACCACCCAUCUGAUGGGAAAUGAAGGUGAAGGUCCCCGCAGCUUUGCCUGAAGGACCCCUGGUCUGAUUCAGUCCGUAGGAGGGUUCCCAGAUGGGUCAGUCCUGGAGGAAGUGAAGGUCGAGGUGCCUGUGGCUUUGCCUGAAGGACCCCUGGCCUGACUCAGUCCGUAGGAGGGUUCCCAGAUGGGUCAGUCCUGGAGGAAGUGAAGGACCCCUGGCCUUAGUCAGUGCUGACUAGUGGUGGACGUCAGGGCCAAGGCAGGGCUGUCCCCUGUCUACACUGGAUAUCUCAACACACAUGGCUGCUAGACUAGGGUGUAGUUAGAAGAAGGGGAGGGGGUAGCCAUUCACAGCAGUGAACCCCAUUCUGCUCCCAUCCUCACUGGGUGAAGACAAGGAUCUGGGUCCUGAACAACCGCAAUCCAGGAGGUCAAUGACACCCGACUGACUUUCCAUUGGUCCAACUUAACAUCUCUUUAGUUUAGACUGAGGAUGGCAUGUUUGAGGGACUGUUUCACACCUCAUCUUUACACCACUCACCCAUCAUAGGUCACCAAAUUAGAGCUGAACAUAGGUUUGGAUUGGACAGCUCAAUGCACCAUUAGGUCGCUCCGGACCAGGCCUGUGGUUGCCUCAUUUCAGCUGAGUGCGUGAGUGAGUGAGGUAUGGGAUGUACUCUCCAUAGUUCGUCUUCAUGAUUCCAGGGAUGAUAAAAUAUGUAUAAGAUAUCCAUGAUAAAGAUGUAAAUAUUUGGGAUGAUUUUUCCAGUCAAGCCAUACACUUCAGUACCUCUUGUCUCUCUUAUGGAUCAGGUGUAUACUGUACAGGUCAGUUAUCUGUUCUUUUUUUGUUGUUGUCUAUAUGUAUAUAACAACUAUUUUAUAUACAAGUAUAUAUGAAAGGUAUCUUUCAAUGUUUUUUUAUUGAUUUAUUUUUCUAUGGAGGGGUGAAUAUGGCUCUUUGUGUUUUUCUUUGGGACGAUGAGCUGAAGAUGUAAAAGUGUUGCACUACACAUGACCUGCUGAGACAGACAGACAGACAGACAGACAGGCAGACAGACAGACAGGCAGGCAGACAGACAGACAGACAGACAGACAGACAGACAGACAGACAGACAGACAGACAGACAGACAGGCAGGCAGAGAGAGAGAGAGAGAGAGAGAGCACAGAAAUGAGAGAAGGAUCUGACAGGAGAGGUCUCAUUCUCUCAGAGAGAGAGAGAGAGAGAGAGAGAGAGCACAGAAAUGAGAGAAGGAUAUGACAGGAGAGGUCUCACUCAGAGAGAGGAACCAUCCUGUUGAAGUGUAAAUGUGUCCUUAAAUGUGUUACUUUCCACAUGUGAUAUUUUGUUUUAUAACCAUCUUUAUUUAUGUACCUUGCAGUGGUUCCUCGCUACAUAGCAGAUCCACGUGGACUGCAUUCACGGGUUACAAAAGAAUACUAUUAACAAGUGAGAAAUAGAGAUAUUUACAUAUAUUUAUUUUGAUUGGUAUUGAAAUCCAUUCUAAUAUUGCCCUGGCAUCACUUUAACGAUGCCAUUGUGGCAGGCUCUCCACAUCAUUCAAUUCAAAAGGAGUUGGUCUGCGUAUGCAGGUGUAUAGAAGCGCUAUACUUCAAGUACACAUUUGGACCUGUAAAAACCAAAGCUUCUACUCUGUAAGAUCUUCAUGAAGUACUAUGGAAGUAGUACUUACUAUGAACAUCAAGCAGCUGUGUUAUUCAGAGAUCCCUGGGAACUUAAUCAUCAAACUGUUUCUCACUCUGAGAAUACAAGACAUCCCCCUAUGUGCAUAUAUGGCUUUGCUUUGUGACAAUGGGUUUUGUUGCACACGUACCUGUAGCUCUGUGAGGUCCAAAGUCCCUGUGGCCAAAAUUCAUCAGUGACCUGAAACAGGUGGCUGAUAAAGGUCAUACCAAGGUCAAGGUACUGUCAACAUCAAAAAAAAAGGUUGAAUAUUGACAAUUUGUUGAAGAUUCGUCAGUUGGGUUUAUUGAUUAAUUAAUAGACAUGCCUCUGAAUUAGGAACACACAUGCACUCAAUGUUAACGGUGAAGGACAAUCAAAUUCACAAAGCAAUGGAUAUAGUUUAAAAGUCUCACUUAAUCAAAAUAUUGCUUUGAAAUGUUUUAUUUUAUUUUGUGCCAAAUACAUGUUUGUCUCAGCCUCUGUCGUUUUGAUAUGUAAAUCCUGACUGUUAUGUUCUUACGAAGUUUUAUUUGCUCAUCAUCAACCUUUAUUUAUUGUCAAUGUUGCUGUUUGCUCGUCAAGCCAUGAGCUCUCUAUGACAACGUGACGUUGUUUCUCCAUGUGAUGUCACAUUUGGUUUAGUUAAUAACAGUUUGGUCUUUGAAGAGGCUGCGCAGUAAACAGGAAUACAGGAACACUGGAUUAUUCUCAUCCACAAACCUCUCUGAAUAACUUCCUGUUUGGACCGGACCCUCCUGCUCUCUGUCUGCGGUGGCGCGACUGACUACAUCGCAGACGUUUCAUUGCAUCAACCAAUAGUUAUGCGCCACAGUCCGACAUCAGAUUGCUAUGUCGUAUGAUGUGGUUAGCAGAUAUGUUAACACACGAGUGUUGGGAUAUGGCAGGCGUCUGCAAUUUAGUCAGGCAGGAACGCCACCUAUGACUCUGCACCCCGGGUUAGAUCCCGGGCUGUAUCACAACCGGCCGUGAUCGGGAGUCCCAUAGGGCGGCGCACAAUUGGCCCAGUGUCGUCCGGGUUAGAGGAGGGUAUGGCCGGUGUAGGCCGUCGUUGUAAAUAAGAAUUGGUUCUUAACUGACUUGCCUAGUUAAAUAAAGGUUCAAAUAAGAAGGGAAAAGCUCCAUCUCAGGGUCCUCAUUGUCUGUGACCCUAACUUCCUGAAAGAUUGACCUCCCAUUUGUUUCAAGCAACAUUUUUUAACUGUCUAAGGCCGAGAUGUGUGUGUUUGUGUGGCCGGGAUGUUUGUGUGUGUGUGUGUGUAUUUGUAUGUGCAUGCGUAUGUAUGUUUGCGUGUGUGUGUUUGUAUGUGCAUGCAUAUGUAUGUUUGCGUGUGUGCGUAUGUUUGUAUGUGCAUGCGUAUGUAUGUUUGCGUGUGUGUGUGUGUGUGUUUGUAUGUGCAUGCAUACGGAUGUUUGUGUGUGUGUGUGUUUGUAUGUGCAUGCGUAUGUAUGUUUGCGUGUGUGUGUGUGUGUGUUUGUAUGUGCAUGCAUACGGAUGUUUGUGUGUGUGUGUGUGUGUGUUUGUAUGUGCAUGCGUAUGUAUGUUUGCGUGUAUGUGUGUGUGUUUGUAUGUGCAUGCAUACGGAUGUUUGUGUGUGUGUGUGUGUGUGUUUGUAUGUGCAUGCGUAUGUAUGUUUGCGUGUGCUUGCGUGCAAGAUACUGCAUGCCUGUUAAAAAAAGGCCACUGGAUAUGAUGAAAUUAGAAUGUAGUUUUGGAACUCCCGUGUCUUCACGUAUAACGAGAGAGACAGCCUUAGCAUUUUGUUUGGAGGCCAGGUGCUAUACUAAGAUGGCUCAGAGAAGUUGCAUUGAAGUUCAGUGAUUGGGCAGAAUAUUGCAAAGGCUCAUGGGCCAAAGAAAAUCAGGAUGCAGGAGCAUCUUUCUUUUCAACACACUUUUGGUCAUAUAAGGGAAGGUAAAUAUAAGGUGUGAAAGGUAUGCAGUCUCUGAUAGAGUUGUUAUGGUAAAUAUUAACAUCAUGUUGACACAUGAUGUUUAAUAUGAUGAUUAUUAUUUUAAUAUUGUGAUGUUGAAUUAUCUCCUGCUAUCAAUGUUAUAAAGACAUGUAGAUGUGCAAGUUUGGGGGUAAAUGUUUUACAAAUAAAUACUUUCAUAAUAUAAAUCUGUCAAAAAUGUUUUAGUAUCAAGAUUUUUUUAUCUGGGUUAUGAAUAAAUAUCACAACUUAAAACAACG